AAGUAGAGUGGAGUGAGUAGGGGGCACUUGUUUGACUAAGUCACAGUGGAAAUAGUCCGUGAUAAAGUUUGCGCAAACAAAUAUGUUGUUGACGUCUUAACAGUAUCGACAGUCUCAAUCAGAAUAUUGCCUCUACAUAUUAUUUGUGGGCAACAGGAGGUAUUUCUACCCGAAGUUCAUCAUACCGUCGUUCACUCGUUGUAUUAGCUUCGCGUGUGUAAUUAGCUCAUUAGCUUACGGUGUUUAUUUUGAGCAUUCAUUAGCAAAGUGAACGGACUGUUAGCCACAGCUAACCUAGCUUGCGCUGAAGGCUUCAGCUCGUCGUGAUCGACGUGGGAAACCUUGAGGAUUUGUGAGACUUUGUGCCAGAAGCUGCCCAGCUGACACCCGAGAGCUUCUUCUGCUUCGGCGGGUAGAGACCACACGACAUCUCUCUGGACAUCGGGUCCGACUCCUCGAUCGUCGAGGGACUGAGGCCGCGAGAGACCGGUGACGUCAUCAGCUGCCGAGGCCACGUCAUCGCUGGACGCCUGCCUGACCCCUGACCUCUGACCUUCAUCCCAGAGAGAGAGAGAGAGAGUUCUGGUUGAAGAUGCAGACUGGACUCACAAGUGAACUAAGCACUGUUUGCUUCGGAGAGAGAUUUCCAGUGGCCCUGACAGCGAAGCGCCGCAGUCGAGCAACGCACCACGUCGAGCAGAAAACAAGAAAACGGAGAUUCAACACGAGGCCAAAAUUCUCCAUGCAACCUGUUUGGAGCUGAGAUGUUUCGAAGCUCAGAGCCAGGACAACAAGGAAAAUGAAAAUGGAACGAUGCCAGAGGAUGGGAGAUUACUAAUAAUGCAUACAGCUACACACCAAAUGUCAGCCUGUCCCUCCCGCUGGGCAUGGGAAACCCCUGUCUGGCCACCCAGUACCACACCUUACAGUCCAGCCCAGUCAUCUCAGUUUCAUCUUGCCACCAGACGGGGUACAGCCUCCAAAACGAUAACCAUGCAGCAUCAGGCUAUUACCUGCCCCACGGCCUGAGACCCAACGGGGCUCCGGCUCUCGAAAGCCCCCGAAUUGAGAUCACUGCCUACAGCCAGUACCCCGAGGAUGAGGUGGAAGAGAGCAGCAGCGAGGACCACAUCAUCAAACGAGGCGUCAACUCCAUCGUCACGCUGACACUGCCCAAUGCGGACGGCUACCGCGAUCCCAGCUGCCUCAGCCCCGCGAGUAGCAUCUCCUCACGCAGCUGUAACUCCGAGGCGUCCUCCUACGAGUCUGGCUUCUACAACUAUGACAACUCCCCGCAGAACUCACCAUGGCAGUCGCCCUGUGUUUCUCCCAAAGGCUCAUCCAUGCUUCUGUCCUGCCCACAUGCCAGCGGCCCUGCCGGCUCCCCCCACAAUUCGCCCUCCACCUCCCCUCAGAUAGGAGCCGUGGCCGAGGAAGGCUGGCCGGCUCAACUGCGUGGCUCCAGGCCCAACUCGCCUUCCUACAGUGGCGGUGGUGGAGGAAACGGCGGAGGGGGCGGUAUGGGGAAGAGAAAGUACAGCAUCAACGGCGCUCCCUACCAUCAGACGUCCUGCUCACCCAACCAGUCCCCCACCCCCUCUCCACAUGGCUCCCCCAGGGUCAGCUUGACAGAUGAGAACUGGCUCGCCAACACCAACCAGUACACCAACUCUGCCAUCGUGGCCGCCAUCAACGCUCUGACCACAGACGGAGUGAUAGACAUGGGGGAGGGAAUCCCGAUCAAGACACGGAAGACGAUGAUGGACCACUCACCCUCCAUGAGCCUGAAAGUGGAGCCUGGUGGGGAGGAGCUGGGCCUUGACGGGGAGCUCUGCCACGAGGACUACCCCUCCCGACUGGCCCUCAAGAAGGAGAACUACUGUGGAGGGUUUCUGGACGUGCCACAGCAUCCGUACUCCUGGUCCAAACCCAAGCCUUACCUCAGCCCUUCACUGCCGGCCCUCGACUGGCAGCUUCCGUCCUGCUCCGGCCCGUACAACCUACAGAUCGAGGUGCAGCCCAAGUCCCACCACAGGGCCCACUAUGAGACCGAAGGCAGCCGAGGGGCCGUGAAGGCGCUCUCUGGAGGACACCCCGUGGUGCAGCUUUAUGGCUACAUGGAAAGCGAGCCGCUCACCCUGCAGCUGUUCAUCGGGACCGCAGACGACCGCCUCCUGCGACCACAUGCCUUCUACCAGGUCCACCGCAUCACCGGCAAAACCGUCUCCACCGCCAGCCACGAAGUCCUGCAAUCCAACACCAAACUUCUGGAGAUCCCUCUGCUGCCCGAGAACAACAUGAGAGCCAUAAUUGAUUGUGCAGGGAUCUUGAAGCUGCGUAACUCGGACAUUGAGCUCCGCAAAGGGGAAACGGACAUCGGACGUAAGAACACUCGGGUGCGGUUGGUGUUCCGAGUGCACAUCAACCAGCCCAAUGGCAGGACAGUGUCCCUGCAGACUACAUCCAACCCCAUUGAAUGCUCCCAGCGCUCAGCACAGGAGCUUCCCUUGGUGGAGAAGCAGAGUGUGGAAAGUUACCCUGCCACGGGAGGCAAAAUGAUGCUCCUGAGUGGUCUUAACUUCCUGCCCGACUCGAAGGUGAUGUUUGUGGAGAAGGCCCAGGAUGGGCAUCAUCUGUGGGAGACGGAAGCCAAAGUUGACAAGGACUCCGUCAAAUGUAGUUCUCUCGUUGUGGAGAUCCCACCAUACAGAAACCAGAGACUAACCAGCCCCGUGCAUGUCAACUUCUACGUCUGCAACGGCAAGAGGAAGAGGAGCCAGUGCCAGCACUUCACCUACCUGCCUCCUAAUGUGCCGAUAAUAAAGACAGAACCCAGUGAUGAAUAUGAUUCGCUGGGGACUGCAGGGCUGCCCAUGCGCUCAAAGCACUACUACAGCCAGCCCAGGCUCACUCCCAUCAUGCCUGUAGCAGAUCCUGACGCCUGCCUGGUUGGCGUCUACCCUCCCUGCCCUCCUCGCCAUGUCGCCAUUCCGUCGUCGUCUCCCAGCUCCAGCCCCACCCUGCAAGACCUGUCCCCCGUGGCGUACAGCAAGUGCCUCCCCAGCAGCCCCACCCGGGAGACCCCCGUCUGCCCUAACCUCACCCACCCAGCCUCGCCAGACCACAACACAUGCCUGGGGAUGCUCCAUUCCCAGGGCAGCCCCGGCAAACUCAACAGCCCUGGACCCCAUGGUUACCACCCUAUAUACGCCAACAGCAGCCCCUCGUCCUCCCCGGUGUCCCACCCUUCCACUCCCGGUGGGACUGCGGAGAGCCCGUUCAUUCAGACCUACAGCCCCAGUCAGGCUCAGGCAACAGCCAGCCCACCCAGCCUGCUACCUGAGGAUGCCAGCCCCCCUUCGAUGGCCAUCACCGUCAAACGGGAGCCACAGGAUCAACUGGACCAGAUGUACUUAGACGACGUCAACGAGAUCAUCAGGAACGACCUCUCCAGCAUCUCCGUGCACACUCACGCGUAGGCGCCCGCCGAGUCCACGCCAAACAUUUUUGACCAGGAAUCUCCCACCGGACCAACUGCUGCCAUCAGGAUUCACAUUGACAAUCACUGGCGAGCUCCAUUUGAGUACACAGAUGAAUAUUAUAUUUACAGAAAGAAAAGAAAAAAAGGGAAAGUGAUUCAUCAGGGGGCAAAGUACACGACUGCACUUGCCUUAAUAGUUCACAGCAGAUGUUCUUUAGCGGACCAAACGGCUCAACGUUGACAAAUGACAAUCUUCAUUCGUGAUGUGUAUGUGUAAUGCAUGGACAAAACUAGCGGGACGACGAGUGUCACGCUUCAUCUCUUUGGUUUCGUUUUUUUUUUUCCUUUAUGCAAGUCAGUGCGCAAACAACUGAAUCGGUGCCUUACGACAGUGACCCCGGCGGCGAGAGGUCACACAAAUGCAAGUGGUCGGUGUGAACCCGGAGUGGAAGUUUUUAUAUGAAACCUUUUGUAUCAUUUCAAUGAUUUGUUUACAGGGACACAGAAUUUAAAAAAAAGAAGAAAAAAAAGGCUAGAGAACAUGUAGGGGAGUAUGUGAAUUGUAGAAUUGUGUUUUUUUUUUCUUCUUUUUCUUGCUUCCAUAUUAUCCCAUUGUUCAUUUAUACCAAAUGUUAUUGUAUCAUAUUCUUUUGUAUAAAACAUGUAUUUGAAAAAGUAAUAUGUAUGCCUUAUGCUUUUAUCGUGCAAGUUUGCUAUUUAGCUCCCCCCCCCCCCAUAUGAUUUGUACCAUUUCUACUUAUCCUGCAUUAUGCUUUUCACCUUAGUGCCUAUUUUUUAUUUUAUUCUUUUGAAUCAUCCUGUCCCGGUCUUCCAGUCCUCCGCCCGGAUCACGACAUAUAUAGAUGCACAGACAAUCAGUUGAAAUGUAUAGACACAUAUCCUAUGACAACAGUUCCUGUGUUGCAGGGGCCUAUAAGAAGGCAGGUAGCAGAGUCCCCCCCCCCAGCUAUAAGGUAGUUGAACAACGGUAUGCUUACCUGCUGAAGUAAAAUGAGAAUACUCCAGGACAAUAUAUAUUUUUGUCUCGUCCUUCUUGCACUGCAGGUUUGCGUGUAAAUAGGCACCAGGGUGAUGGAAGAAUAGUUUCACUCGAUCAUCAGGCUGAUUCCACCGAGGGGUCGGCGGGACUGUUAAUAACUGGCAAUAAUUGAUCUGAUUAAACCAAAGGAUUUUUAUCUUUGGUGAAAUUAUUGUCCAACUUCCCUUUUUUUUUUCUCUCUCUCUUCCUGUCAGAGACUUUAGAGUAGAAUGGUUCCCCCCAUACGGAAAAAAGAAAGAAAGAACAUUAUGCACUUUACCAUAGAAACAGAGCAGGUUGGGUUUUUUUCUGCCUCCAGACCAAAUAUUGUCGAAUGAUUUCCACCGUCGUGUCAUAAACGCACCCUCAUGGACUCUUCUUUUUUCGCAACAGCUGCGGUCUCCCCAUGUCAUCUGUCUUCUGGAGCAUGCACACCAUAAUAAUGUUGGGGGAUCAUUUAGCUGUCAGUGGCUUCCCAUAUAGCUUCCUGAUACAUGUUUUGGGACAUAUAGUAUAAUAGCAUGAUAAAACUGUAUGAAUAAGGUUUUCUUAUUUUGUGCCUUACUUCUCUUUCUUGGCUACGAGGUCAUUGCAACUCGAUAAGGCUUCUUUUUCUGUGUAGGCACAAGGUGGGACAUGUUUCUCUUUAAUAUGAGAUAUUUAUGGAAAAUAAAUGAAAAUGUGUUUUAAGUGCAUUCAAUGUGUUCUCAACAAUUAAUUAAUAAAUGGCAUAAUGGUGACCAUA
This is a messenger RNA of Scophthalmus maximus (turbot), 5265 nucleotides long. RefSeq names its product nuclear factor of activated T-cells, cytoplasmic 1-like. The coding region runs from base 888 to 3479 and encodes 863 amino acids. Gene Ontology annotation, molecular function: RNA polymerase II cis-regulatory region sequence-specific DNA binding; transcription factor binding; DNA-binding transcription factor activity, RNA polymerase II-specific. The record is from RefSeq and is a predicted model, not a curated record. Gene Ontology annotation, biological process: calcineurin-NFAT signaling cascade; cytokine production; regulation of transcription by RNA polymerase II. NCBI's taxonomy places the organism in Eukaryota, Metazoa, Chordata, Actinopteri, Pleuronectiformes, Scophthalmidae. Gene Ontology annotation, cellular component: transcription regulator complex. The transcript has 12 exons.